AAUAAUUCACUAGUAACACAAAGUCGUCGAGGGAAGAGAAAGUGUAAACAACGACACUCGCUGCAUCUGCACAUGGUCUUAGUCGGAUCUGCUGGGUUUGUAAUCAAAGUGCCAGGGUCAUAUGUCGGAUGACCCAGGAGUCCACUGAAGGCGAAGCUGAUUGUAUGGCGACUCUACUGAUCUGCAAUCUGGGAGUUACCCUCAACCAGGUUCUCUUGCAGUGAUGGACUUGUGUGUGCAGGAGGAGACCUUCCAUCACUGCUGUCAGCUCCUCCUGCAGCAGUCAGAGCAGCUGAGAGAUGGCUGGAGCUGGGAGUCAGUCCAGGGUUCACAGGUGGGCUACUUGAAGAAGACUGCUCUCAGGUCCGUUGACUUCAAUUCAAGCUCUGUAUGGGACCAAGUGGGAUCCAGUUCAGACUCAGGAUCCCACACUGUCUGUCGUCAACAGCAACAGGAAAAGUCUGCUCUUGUUGCCUCAUAUGAUUCUGACAGCAUCAAAGAAGACAUAGCUGACGAUGAUGGGGUCUGUGCAGUGUCUAAAGACAGCAGAGAGGUGCUUCAGUACGAGUAUCACAUCCUGUACUCCUGCAGCUAUAGUACUCCUGUGCUCUAUUUCAGAGCCUUCACUCUGGAGGGGAGGAGCCUCUCAUUGGAGGAGGUGUGGAGCUCUGUUCAUCCAAACUUUGGAAUUCGACUUCAAAACAGUCCUCUCAAUACAAUUACUCAGCAGGAGCAUCCACUGCUUGGACAGCCUUUCUUUAUGAUCCAUCCCUGUAAAACAGAGGAGUUCAUGAGGCCUGUGCUGCAGCUGGCUCGGGACCAACACAGGCCGGUGAACUAUGUGUUGACAUGGCUCAGUGUGGUGGGUCCUCUGGUUGGUCUGGAUGUUCCUCUGAUGUACUUCACCCUGCUCUUACCCAGCCCAUCCUUACUCAGCAACACCAAGCCAAACUGAUGCUGCUGUUCUCUGCCUCUGUCAGUAAGCAUCGCCAUGGAGUGGACAGUGGCUUCCAUCUAUAGAUGGGCAUUGAAUAAUUAAGGAGUGGAAAAUUAAGCAUCAUAUUUAUUAUUGUGCAGUAAAUCUGAUUGUGUUUUUUGACCUUUGUAGUCUAUACAUUAUCAAAUAGCGCAAUUGUCUGUUGCUGCUAUCGAUCCAUACCCUACCUGAUGUGACUUUGAAAAUAAGUAUAGAAAUUAUAUCUUGGAAUGUGCAUAAAGCAAAAUUUAUUUGAGUAUCUGUAUGUUUGCCUGUGUUCAAACUAUUUAAAUAAAUUUCAGAUCUGCAUUUUUGAUACACA
Limanda limanda (common dab) is the source of this 1298-nucleotide messenger RNA. RefSeq names its product ATG10 autophagy related 10 homolog (S. cerevisiae) (gene atg10). Gene Ontology annotation, cellular component: intracellular anatomical structure. Gene Ontology annotation, molecular function: Atg12 transferase activity. Gene Ontology annotation, biological process: protein lipidation; macroautophagy; protein modification by small protein conjugation. NCBI's taxonomy places the organism in Eukaryota, Metazoa, Chordata, Actinopteri, Pleuronectiformes, Pleuronectidae. Bases 224 to 955 code for a protein of 243 amino acids. The record is from RefSeq and is a predicted model, not a curated record. The transcript has 7 exons.